AUGAGUGGCGGCUGGAAUACGAUCGAGUCCGAUGCUGGUGUCUUCACCUACCUGCUCGACAACCUCGGCGUCAAAGAUGUACAGUUUGAAGAGCUUUUGACACUUGAGCCCGAUGCGCUCGCCUCCCUCUAUCCCGUGUACGGUGUUAUUUUCCUCUUCAAGUAUCCGACGGACCGACCAUACACUACGACAGAGAAGCCAUUGGAUGGCGAUUUCGACCACGAUGCUUCCGAGCGCCUAUUCUUCGCAGCUCAGACCAUUCAGAAUGCCUGCGGUACCCAAGCAUUGCUAUCCUGCCUGCUAAACAAGGAGGGCGAGGUGGAGAUUGGGUCAUCACUGAAGGACUUUAAGGAGUUUACCAUGAUGCUCCCACCCGAGUUCCGCGGUGAGGCACUGAGCAAUUCGGAGCUCAUUCGCGACGUGCACAACAGCUUCGCCAAGAGCAGCCCCUUUGUGGACGAGACGCAGCGUACCGGUGGCGAAACGGAGGACGCCUUCCACUUUGUCGCUUACACACCAAUCAAUGGCACACUGUACGAACUCGACGGCCUACAGCCCGCACCCAUCACACACGGUGCCUGCACAUCCGAUGAAUUCCCGACCAAAGUCAUGGAGGUGCUCCAGAAGCGGAUCAACCGCUACGACAUCACCGAAAUCCGCUUCAACCUCAUGGCUAUGGUCCGGGACCUGCGGAUAAAAGCACGUGAAAUUGGAGAUAUGGAUAUGCUGGAGAGGGAGGAGCGGAAACGAAGAGACUGGCAAUUCGAGAACGCCCUGCGACGACACAACUUUGUGGGCUUUGCAGGCGCUGUAAUGAAGGGUGUCGUGGAACAAAAGCUCAAGCAAGGAGGCGGUGCUUAUGAGAAAUGGGUCGAGGAUGCCAAGGAGACAACCAAGAAGCGUCUUGAAGGCAGACGGAGAGGCGGCGGCGAGGAUAUUGAGAUGGAGGGUUGA
Molecule: messenger RNA, 954 nt
Organism: Pestalotiopsis fici W106-1
Lineage: Eukaryota; Fungi; Ascomycota; Sordariomycetes; Amphisphaeriales; Sporocadaceae
Exons: 3
Coding region: 1-954 (317 amino acids)
Biological process (GO): protein deubiquitination; ubiquitin-dependent protein catabolic process
Cellular component (GO): cytoplasm
Molecular function (GO): cysteine-type deubiquitinase activity
Source: RefSeq, a predicted model, not a curated record